This is a messenger RNA of Cicer arietinum (chickpea), 527 nucleotides long. RefSeq names its product DNA polymerase epsilon subunit B-like. NCBI's taxonomy places the organism in Eukaryota, Viridiplantae, Streptophyta, Magnoliopsida, Fabales, Fabaceae. Gene Ontology annotation, molecular function: DNA binding. The record is from RefSeq and is a predicted model, not a curated record. Gene Ontology annotation, biological process: DNA-templated DNA replication; error-prone translesion synthesis. Gene Ontology annotation, cellular component: epsilon DNA polymerase complex.
GCGCCAAUUUAUGACCAUGUUUAUGUUUUAUGUGUUUUCAUUCCAGGCACACAGGAAGCUUACCUAUUCAUGGGGAUGCACCAGCAAAAACUGCUCUGUACAGAGAUAUGUUUCUGUUGUUGUCCCAGAGGAUUUCUCGUCACCAGGAUUUUUCGAGGCCAGCUUUUGAGUCCGAACUUUCACAAUUCCGGAGUUGUGAGAUAUCUCCUAUUCAAUCACUGGUUGGGCAAAAAGGUAGAAGAUGGGUAAUGGGAGUAAUAUCUCAGCUGGAGGAUGGACAUUUUUAUUUGGAAGACCUUACUGCUUCUGUUGAAAUCAAUUUAUCUGAUGCUAAUAUAACUACAGGACUCUUCAUAGAGAACACCAUAGUUGUGGCUGAAGGCGAGAUGCUUGUAGAGGGUAUUUUUAAGAUUUUAACAUGUGGGUUUCCACCAUUAGAAGAUAGAGAUAAAUCACUUCAAGUGGUUGCAGGGCAAGACUUUUUCGGUGGUGGUACUUUUACAAAAGAGGAAAUGGAAAAGGGAUGA